This is a messenger RNA of Phyllostomus discolor (pale spear-nosed bat), 933 nucleotides long. RefSeq names its product glucosamine-phosphate N-acetyltransferase 1 (gene GNPNAT1). The record is from RefSeq and is a predicted model, not a curated record. NCBI's taxonomy places the organism in Eukaryota, Metazoa, Chordata, Mammalia, Chiroptera, Phyllostomidae. Gene Ontology annotation, molecular function: glucosamine 6-phosphate N-acetyltransferase activity; monosaccharide binding. Gene Ontology annotation, biological process: UDP-N-acetylglucosamine biosynthetic process. Gene Ontology annotation, cellular component: Golgi apparatus; endoplasmic reticulum-Golgi intermediate compartment; endoplasmic reticulum.
AUCUUACUGCAAAGAUGAAACUUGAUGAAACUCCUAUGUUUGACCCAACUCUGCUCCAAGAAGUGGACUGGAGCCAGAAUACAGCUACAUUUUCUCCAGCCAUUUCCCCAGCAAAUCCUGGAGAAGGUUUGGUUUUGAGGCCUCUUUGUACUGCUGAUUUAAUAGAGGUAUGAGCUCAGUUUACAAAUCCUGGUUUUUUAAAGGUACUUGGUCAGCUAACAGAGACUGGAGUUGUUAGCCCUGAACAAUUUAUGAAAUCUUUUGAGCACAUGAAGAAAUCUGGAGAUUAUUAUGUUACCGUUGUGGAAGAUGUGACUUUAGGACAGAUUGUUGCUACAGCAACUCUGAUAGUAGAACAUAAAUUUAUCCAUUCCUGUGCUAAGAGAGGACGAGUAGAAGAUGUUGUUGUUAGUGAUGAAUGCAGAGGAAAACAGCUUGGCAAAUUGUUGUUAUCAACCCUUACUUUGCUAAGCAAGAAACUGAACUGUUAUAAGAUUACUCUUGAAUGUCUACCACAAAAUGUUGGUUUCUAUAAAAAGUUUGGAUAUACAGUAUCUGAGGAAAACUACAUGUGUCGGAGAUUUCUAAAGUAAAAAUUUUAAAGAAAGACAGUUGUUAAAGGAGCUGACGCAGUAGCGUUAUAUAGGCUUCCUAGAGUUAAAACAGUUUGUUACAACCCAGCGACCUCCACAAGAACUGGGUUGAAAAAACAUUGUAAUACAACAAAUAUAAUGACAUUUAGAAGAUUACUUUGGGUUGGUGGUUCACCUGUGAGUUGAUUAAAUUACAAAUGAAUUAUAAAGAGGAUGAUUUUUAACCAAAGGAAAUAUAUUUUUAACUUGAAUCUUUUCUUGUAUUUUUCUAAAGUUUGGCCUCAUUUCUUGGUAGUCACAGUAUAGGAGUUCUGUAUUUGCUAUCUGUAGUGCUCAUUUU